Messenger RNA from Calliphora vicina (urban bluebottle blowfly), 1467 nucleotides. Its product is annotated as L-lactate dehydrogenase-like. Gene Ontology annotation, molecular function: L-lactate dehydrogenase (NAD+) activity. The transcript has a single exon. NCBI's taxonomy places the organism in Eukaryota, Metazoa, Arthropoda, Insecta, Diptera, Calliphoridae. Gene Ontology annotation, biological process: pyruvate metabolic process; lactate metabolic process. Bases 106 to 954 code for a protein of 282 amino acids. The record is from RefSeq and is a predicted model, not a curated record.
CUGGAAAAAUAAAAUUAAAAAUACGUUUUUUUUAUAAAGAGUUUUUUUUUAUACUAAACAAUUUUGAAGCCUUUAAUUUAUUCGUUUUAAAAACAAAUUUCGAAAAUGUUUCGUAAAUUAACAACGGCCUUGUAUCAAGUGACGCAUCAACAAUUACUGACCACUUUAACGAGAACCAAAAAUGUAAAUUUGAACAAUAGCUAUGGUGAACUUAAAAGUACUAUAGCUCAAAACUUUUUAAGCCAUCAACUGCCUCAAAAGACAAGUUGUAACAAGAAGAUCACCAUUGUGGGCUCUGAGAAAUCCAGUCUGACAAUGGCCAAAAAUUGCUUGGAUCGUGAUGUUUGCCAAAAAAUUUGCAUAAUGGAUCUGCAAGCCAUGAAAGAGAAUUCAAAGCCUAAUUUGCUAAUUACCAGUAAUCCCCACAUAAAGGCCACUAAAUAUUUUCAGGACACGCGUAAUUCGGAUUUGAUAAUUCUAACCAAAGAUAUACAACAACGAAAGGAAACGGCGGCCAUUACCACAUUUAAAGAUACUUUGGAGCAGUACACCAAUGUUAUGAAAAAUCUUAUACCAAAUUUAGUGAAAUAUAGUCCAAAUACUAUAUUUUUAAUAGAUACCGAACAGGCAGAUGUUGUCACUUAUGUGGCCUGGAAAUUAUCACGUUUACCCAAGAAUCGUGUAUUGAGUCCCAGACAAUUAAAAGAAUUUAUACAAGAAUCCCCACAAAAUUGUGUUCAAGAGAAGAAACGGCCACAAAACUGUACUGCUGAUGUUGCAGCAAAAAUUAUUGAAAACUAUCAUCAUAUUCUCUUAACUACUUUGCCUCAAGUGACAACAAAUCAAGAAAAUUCCUAUAAAUUCCCUAGCAUAUUUACUUCGUCUUUCUGUAAAACCAUGCAACCAAAUCGAAUUGGUUUCCAGAAUAUUGAUUGCCGCAAAAUUGUUGUAUGAAUUCUUUAUCAUGACAAAACAUUUCAAAAUUCUAUUUGCUUUUACUUUUUUUUAAAAUAAUUAAAACCUGUAAAUCAUUAAAUUUACUUGAUAUAAAUAAUUAAUUUACAUAAUGUAAACAGGCUAUUUACAAUAUGUAAAUUAAUAGUUUACAUUAAGUAAAUCUAACAUUUGCAUUCAGUAAAUUCACAUUAUGCUAAUUUUGUUGUUAUAUUAUGUAAAUUUUUUACAUAUUUUCUUUACGUAUAAAUUAAAUUAACAAUAUUUUUCUCGAUUUCUGUACUGACGCCAUUUAUUUUGCAUACAUUCCAUGUACUCAUUGAUAUUUGUAAAUUAAUUUUUAUACAUAUGUAAUAAAAUGAUUUAUUUAAAUAUUGGGAGUAUUGAAACAAAUGAAUACGCAAGUUUUAUUGAUUCAUAAUAUUUGCAACGUAAUUUAGGCGCCACAUUUCAACAUUAGAUGUAAACUAUUUUUAGUAUUGGACCGAUCCACAAUAUACAUUAAAGUGCUCC